UGACAGCUGGUUUCCUGGCUGCGCUGGCAGUCAACAUGGCGGCGAUGAAGCUGAGUGAGGUGCGGGAUCCCAGCGCCCUGUUUGAGGCGCACAGCGCCGAGGAGAUCCGGGUGCUGGAGAGGAAGGUGCGGGCGGAGAUCGAGCAGAAGAAGGAAGAGCUGCGGCAGAUGGUGGGGGAGCGGUACCGGGAUCUGAUCGAGGCGGCGGACACCAUAGGAGAGAUGAGGAAGAGUGCGGGGCUGGUGGUGGAGGCCGUGCGGGAUAUGGAGCGCUACUGCGGGGCCCUGAAGUCCAAGCCCAGCCCGGCCUCGGGGCUCCGGGGAAGCAGCGCUGCACAGUCCCAGGAGAGGUUUUACAGCACGGCUGCUCAGAUCAAGCUGCUGCUGGAGAUUCCGGAGAAGAUCUGGAGCGCCAUGGAGUCCUCUCAGUACCUGCGCGCCACCCAGCUCUACCUACUGUGCUGCCACCUGCACACCCACCUGCAGCUCGACUCCUCCGCCUCCCGCUACAGCCCCGUCCUCGCCCGCUUCCCCAUUCUCAUACGGCAGGUGGCAGCAGCUGGCACAUUCCGGUCCACCAUCCUGCAGGAGAGCAAGUCCCUUCUGAGAUGUUCCUCGGCCUCUGACCAGUCUGUGGCGGAGGCGCUCUGCUCCAUCAUGCUUCUGGAGGACAGCUCUCCGCGCCAAGCCCUGGCCGAUCUCCUGCUCGCUAGAAAGGCCGGCAUCCAGCAGCUGCUCAACCAGCCGCAUCACGGCUCCAGCAUAAAGUCUCAAGUGUGUUCCUUGGUGGAACUUCUGGCCAAUACCCUGUACCAGGCCCAUGCCCUCUUCUACACCCAGCCGGAUGAUGUGCCCGCAAACCCCACUCUAAGCUGUGGCCUCUUAUUCUCUAUGUUAGAGACAGUCACUGCCCAGCAGGCAGGAGGAAAAGCCGUGAAGGUGCUACGGGAGGAGAUGCAGUCCGUCAGCUGGUUCAAGCACCUUCCGCCCUCCGUCGCGGAUUUCCAGCCCACCCUGCGGACCUUGGCUCACCCCAUAAGCCAGGACUAUCUGCGGGAGACUCUGCAGCAGUGGAUUCACCUGUGUAACGAGGACCUUAAGUCUGGCAUUUCCGCUCUGCUCGUCUAUGUGAAGACCCUGAAGGGCCUGGCCGGCAUCAGAGACGCUGCGUGGGAACUGCUGACCAGCGACUCCAUGAGCCAGAACUGGGAGAAGGUUUGUCGGCGACUACUGGACCGACCCAUCCGCUUCUGGGAGGACAUGAUGCAGCAGCUGUUCUUAGAGCGACUCCAGACUCUGAUAAAAGAAGGCCUUGAGUCCAUCUCCAGCGACUCCGUGCAGCUCCUACGCUCCACACUGCAGGACCUCGAGAGGAGCCCAGACACCCUCAAACAUGCCCAGCACGAGAGCAACAUCUGCUCCUUCCUAUGGUCCGAAAGCCAGAGCGACCUCCCGACGGAUGCCGCCUGGAUCAGUGUGGCAAACCGCGGCCCCCAGCGCAGGAGCGGCCUAUCCCUGAAGGCUCAGGCAGUCACUCCAUGCGUUCAGAGCUUCUGCCAGGCCUUAGACUCCAAACUGAAGGUCAAACUAGAAGACCUGUUCUCCUACCUGCCAAGGGAGGCGUCCGCUACAGACCAGCAGAACGAACCUCUCACAGCGGGCGGCAAGCCCUCGGCUUUUGAUCGAUACGGCGAUGCCAGCACGGUGCAGCAGAUGUUGGGCCACCAUUGCCUCGCGUGUAUGCAGCACAUCCAGGAUGCGGUCAAGGCACAGCUCAGAACUGCUGGAGGAGCAGAACUUGGCGACCGUAACGCGUGUGCCUUAUGUAAAGUGCUUUUCCUGGCAAGGCUGUGCCAGUCCUUGAGCGAACUCUGCCCACAUUUGAAGCAGUGCGUCUUGGGAAAGACUGGUGGCAUUGAACAGACUAUACGAGAGACUAAGACGGGCAAGAAGUCUGGUAAAGGGAGAGCCGCCGAGAAGCCGCAGGUCGUCUGCAAGUGGCAAGAACUGAAAGACAAACUCGUAAACCAAUCUCUGGAGGCCUACUCCAUCUGGAGCACCACUGUGGUCAAACACUUGGUCCAUUCCUUCACCAACACCUUACUGCAGAACACAGCCGGCUCCGCGCUCGCUACUGCCACCCAGUGGGAUGAAAUAGAAAUUCAGGAGGAAACUGAGGCAGGAAGCAGCGUAACAUCAAAGAUCCGACUCCCUGGACAGUGUUCCUGGCACGUCCAGUCCCUUCUGUUCAACUUGUGCCAAGCCGUCAACUGCGUCGGAGGGCAUGCCCUACCGAAAGUGACCCAGCAGGCGUUACUAAGGAGUUGCCAGGAUGAAGUGCUCAGUGCAUAUGAGAAGCUGUGCGAAGAAGGUCUGGGAAAGAAAUCUGCUAAUUCCGUCACACAGACGAGAGCUCUGCAGCUGCUCUUUGACCUCCGUUACUUGUGCCUAAUCCUCGGCUCUCGUUCAGAAGAUGGUAAAAGUGGUAAAGCCAAGCCGGACUCCAGGAUUCAGCAGGUGGCCGAUCAGCUGGAGAGCUGCAUUGAUCCGUUUGAUUUGGACGUCUUCACCCCACACUUGAAUGUUAAUUUAAACCGGCUGGCCCAGAGGACCUCGGUCCUCUUUGGGUUACUCACAGGAAGUGAAAACCAGUUCACCAGCAGAAGCUCCACCCUGGGGGUGCAGGAGACGCACAAUGUCCUGCCAUUGGCUUCCAGCCAGAUACGGUUUGGGCUGCUUCCCCUUAGUAUGUCUAGCUCACGCAAGUCAACGAGCAGGACUGUGGAAGAUGUGAAAAUGCAGAUGCCCCGGACCAUCCCCGAACCCGAGGACACUUUCAGACCAGGCUCCUUGUUCAGACAACUGGCAACGCAGGACGACGACGCUCAGGCCCCGUCCCUCUUCAAACUGGGCUGGCUCUCCAGCAUGACCAAGUGACCCCCCCCCCCCCACCACCACCAACCCACACCUUCAAGAACUGACACACUGUAACAAACUGUAAUUUUGAGCAAAUUAAAUAACUUUAUUGUGCAUCAAUCCCAGUUUGUAUUGCCUGUGUUUCCACCUCAGGUAUAUAUAGAGACACGGGUGCUGUGGUAUACAAAAUCUCCUUGACUUCUUGGAGAGCUGGUGCCAGAAAAAGCAAACCACCCUGGCAACUCAUCGAGUAUUCUCAUUUAAGACAACUGAAAAACUUCUGCAACUCCAGGUCAAUUUUCUAAAUUGACGCAUCCACCCUCCUGCAACUUUACCAAAUGCUUUGUCUUACUGCCCCUGGGGACAGUCAAGCCAUGCAGUAUCAAUGGCAGGCACUGGACGAUAAAGUCAUUGAUGAGGAUACAAAGCAUACAUCCACCAUAUCUCCACAAGAGGUUGCUCAGGGUUGUCUGAUGGCGCCCACAGACAUGGGUGAUCAGACUGUGCCCACUGGAAAGUUGGGCAUUUGCAAACAGCAUAAGUAAAUGUUCAGAGACUUGGGGUAUUCUGUUUGGGUGCCUACUAAUUUCCUA
Messenger RNA from Bufo bufo (common toad), 3508 nucleotides. RefSeq names its product component of oligomeric golgi complex 1 (gene COG1). The transcript has 14 exons. The record is from RefSeq and is a predicted model, not a curated record. Gene Ontology annotation, cellular component: Golgi apparatus; COG complex. Lineage: Eukaryota; Metazoa; Chordata; Amphibia; Anura; Bufonidae. Gene Ontology annotation, biological process: intra-Golgi vesicle-mediated transport. The coding region runs from base 36 to 2936 and encodes 966 amino acids.